AUGGCCUCGAUAAGGUCUCUGCUGAACCCCGAUACCUCGUGCCCCAGUCUCAAUCCGGCAAGCUCACAGCGUGAAUUGUCUUUACAGUCACCCCACUCAGAAAGGAAGAAGGUCCCCAAAGAUCAACCGUCCUUUAGGAGGGGCAAGGUCCAGGGCGAAGUUCGCUAUCGCGUUCACGAUGAGCGCGACGAAGAGCUUAAAACGAUCCACCUGAAGCACAAGUUGUACCCCAUGGGCAACAUAGCAGACUUUCCGGACCGCAUCCCCUAUACUAGCAAAAAAAGGUCUUUCAAGGAGCGGACAGGGAGGGAAGGCUUUGAAGUUUUCCAUUACACGUUCGAGAUGCCCGACAACCCCAAGACGUGGGUAAUAUCGUGGGAUUAUAACGUUGGACUUGUUCUCACAAGAUCCCUGUUCAAGUGCAACGGCCAUCCAAAGACCGCUCCCGCGAAGGUGUUGAAGAUGAACCCGGGCCUCAGCGAUAUUAGUCACAGCAUCACGGGCGGCGCACUCGUCGGACAAGGAUACUGGAUGCCAUUUAGGGCUGCCAAAGCGCUAGCAACCACAUUUUGUUGGAACAUUCGCUUCGUCCUGACGCCCAUGUUCGGCCUCGAUUUUCCUGCGCAGUGCAUUCCCCCAAAUGACCCCCGCUUUAACAACAUGAUCAUCGAUCCGGAGAUAAUCCGGCAAGCCGCGGAGGAUGUGGCUUACUACCGCAGCCUGGAGCCGCCGAUUUCCCGACGUGGAAGUAAUAACAGCUUCCAAGAACCCGACCGAGACCAACAGAACAAAACCCGGAAAUCGUCGCCUUGCCAGCAGAAAUGUCAGAGCGUCUCUCCGCACGAUAUAUAUUGCGUUUCGCCGACUAGCUGCUCUAAUAGUACAUAUAUGCUGGCCGAUACCCCAUACACUGCCGAUGGAAGCACUUCACCACGCGCAGUUUUCGGACGUGGGAUGCGAGAGGAAUUCCGGUCAGAGACAAGCUCGCAGCUUACCUUCUAUGGCUCCAGCUUAUCGAGCAACCACCUCUCCGAUGACGACCACAAGAGAGGUAGUCAAGUUGAACUGCAAGACGAUCUGCGCUCAGCUGAGGUUCUAUCGGCUACAGGAAUGGUUGGUGCUUGCUCCUGGCAGCCAACGGAUACUUGUGAGCCUGAGGCUCCUUUGGAGGGUUCUAGGGCAGCCAUUGCCGCGCAUGCGUUAAUGGACUUGCGCAACAGCGGUAUAAGAUAUGGUGUCAUCAUGUGGUCUCUUACUGACAAAACUGCACUUGGGCUGUUGGCAGGGUGGACGGGCGAUGAUGGCGUUAUGGUUGCUUGA
Molecule: messenger RNA, 1320 nt
Organism: Aspergillus welwitschiae
Lineage: Eukaryota; Fungi; Ascomycota; Eurotiomycetes; Eurotiales; Aspergillaceae
Product: putative APSES transcription factor Xbp1
Exons: 5
Coding region: 1-1320 (439 amino acids)
Molecular function (GO): DNA binding
Source: RefSeq, a predicted model, not a curated record